CUCCUAUCUGCUGCAGGGUGAAAUGCUGUCCAGAAUUGCUUCAGACUGGAAUAACCCUUCCUAGAGCAUGGCUAGGGAGGCUGGGGAGUUUGGCACUGUUACUCUGACUUUGUAAUACUUCGGCUUAUAGUUCUUAAGCACUCCUAGGUGCUUUUGAUAUUUUUUGAAAUGUCUUGGAAAAGAAGAAAUUUGCCAUAUGAAAGACAUGCCAGUAAAGGCUCAGUAACAUCAGUCCUCUCUAAAUCCACGUGAGGGUGUCUGCUGAAUAGAGAGGGGGAAAUUGUUCUUGAGAUCCCUUUUUUCCUCAACUGUUUAAUUUGCUUAAUUACCGUUCUUUAAUUUACACUGACUUCUUAUUUCCCUUCCCCUGCCUCUAGGCCCUAUGAGAAAAAGGGAAAGCUAAGGAUGCUGGAGCAGAACAAUGGAUUUCUCUUUCUCUUUCAUGCAAGGGAUCAUGGGAAACACAAUUCAGCAACCACCUCAACUCAUUGACUCGGCCAACAUCCGCCAAGAGGAGGCCUUUGAUGGCAGCAGUGACAUUGCCGAGGAUGGGGGCCGGACGCCGUACGAGGCCGCGCUGCAGCAAGGCUUCCAGUACCCCACGCCCUCAGAGGAGCUGCCCACCCUCACCAACGGCUACCCCCCGGCCAUCAGCAUGUACGAACCCCAGGGCAAGUACCAGGGCUACCCUCAGUACCCCAAUGGAUCUGCCAAUGGCUUUGGGACAGGCAGGAACUUCAGCCCCACGGAGUAUUACCAGCUGGAGAACUCCAAUGGCAGGCAGCACGAAGUGCUGGAGAAACCUUCCCCUCCUCCCCAGCCGCCUCCACCACCACCACCACCACCUCCACAAGUGGGGAUUCCAAAGAAGACUGGCUCACCAGAGAUCAAACUGAAAAUAACCAAAACUAUCCAGAACGGCAGGGAAUUGUUUGAGUCCUCCCUGUGUGGGGACCUGUUGAAUGAAGUCCAAGCGAGGGAGUACGCUAAGGCAAAACAUGAAGGGAGGAAAGAGAAAAGGAAAAAAAGUAGCAAGCAUGACUCUUCCCGCUCGGAAGAGCGCAAGGCACACAAAAUUCCAAAAUUAGAACCAGAGGAGCAAAAUAGACCAAAUGAGAGGCUUAGCACACUCUCUGAGAGACCAAGAGAAGAUGCAGUGCUGGAGGAAGCCCCGGUCCAGCAGCUCGUGCCAUCCCUUCCAGCACAGGUCACCCACGACGUCAAGUUCCAGGUUGGGGAUCUGGUUUGGUCCAAGGUGGGGACGUACCCAUGGUGGCCUUGCAUGGUGUCCUGUGAUCCACAGCUUGACGUGCACACCAAAAUUAAUACAAGAGGUGCCCGGGAAUACCACGUUCAGUUCUUCAGCAACCAGCCAGAGCGGGCCUGGGUGCACGAGAAGCGCGUCCGCGAGUACCAAGGGCACAAACAGUACGAGCAGUUACUGGCUGAGGCAGCCAAGCAAGCCAGCAACCACUCUGAGAAACAGAAGAUUCGCAAGCCGCGGCCGCAGCGGGAGCGAGCGCAGUGGGACAUUGGCAUUGCCCACGCCGAGAAAGCGCUGAAAAUGACCCGGGAGGAGAGGAUAGAACAGUACACCUUCAUUUACGUAGACCAAGAGCCAGAGGAAGCUUUGGCCAAAGCCAAAAAGACUGCUGCUUCCAAAGCAGAGGCCAAGAAGAACCGGCGGCCGAAGGCGGCGCCGAGCUCGCAGCCGGAGCACGGCCCUGCGGCCCCGGGCUCCUCACCCUGCCACAGCGAGCGCCGGCAGGGCCAGCGCAGGCACUCCAGCCCCGAGGAGGAGGAGGCUCCACCUGUGAAAAUCGCCUGGAAAACAGCUGCAGCUAGGAAAUCCCUGCCAGCUUCCAUCACCAUGCACAACCUGGAUCUGCAAAAGUGUAACAUGUCUCCGGUUGUUAAAAUUGAGCAGGUUUUUGCCCUUCAGAAUGCUGCUGGGGAUGGAAAGCUCAUCGAUCAAUUUGUUUAUUCCACCAAGGGAGUCGGUAACAAAACAGAAAUAAGCGUCAAAGGACAAGAGAAAUUGAAUUCUUCAUCAGCUCAGAGAAGUGAGAAAGCUGUGGUGCAAAAUGCAUCUUCUCCUGAGACAACUUCUGGGGCAGCAGGUUCUGUAGAAAAGAAGCAACAGAGAAGAUCGAUUCGAACCCGCUCCGAGUCUGAGAAAUCCACUGAAGUUGUGCCAAAGAAGAAGAUCAAAAAGGAGCAGGUUGAAGCUGUCCCACUGGCAGCAGUGAAGACGGGGUUGCAGAAAGGUGCCAGUGAGAUUUCAGACUCGUGUAAACCCUUGAAGAAGAGAAGUCGUGCCUCCACUGACAUGGAACUGACCAGCUCAGCCUACAGGGACACGUCUGACUCUGACUCCAGAGGCCUCAAUGAUUUGCAGGGCAGCUUUGGGAAGCGUUCAGACAGCCCCUCAGCCACUGCUGAUGCUGAUGCCUCAGAUGUGCAGUCAGUGGACUCCAGCUUAUCCAGGAGAGGAACUGGAACAAGUAAAAAAGACACUGUUUGUCAGAUCUGUGAGAGCUCUGGCGAGUCGCUGCUGGCCUGCGAGGGCGAGUGCUGCAGCAUGUUCCACCUGGAGUGUCUCGGCCUGAAGGCCAUGCCUGAGGAAAAGUUCAUCUGCACCGAGUGUAAGAAUGGAGAGCACACGUGCUUUUCCUGCAAGCAGCCUGGCAAGGACGUGAAGCGCUGCUCUGUCAGCACCUGUGGGAAGUUCUACCACGAGUCCUGCGUGCGCAAGUUCGCCACGGCCCUGUUCGAGUCGCGCGGCUUCCGCUGCCCGCAGCACUGCUGCACCGCCUGCUCCAUGGACAAGGACAUGCACAAAGCCAGCAAAGGUCGCAUGGCGAGAUGUCUGCGCUGCCCCGUGGCCUAUCACUCUGGAGACGGCUGCAUCGCUGCAGGAAGCUUGUUUGUGUCAUCCCACAUCCUCAUCUGUAGUAACCAUUCCAAAAGGACUCACUCCUCAUCAGCUGUAAAUGUAGGCUUUUGUUUCGUUUGUGCAAGAGGGCUGGUAGUGCAGGACCAUUCAGACCCCCUGUUCAGUUCCUAUGCCUAUAAGUCCCACUACCUACUGAAUGAGUCAAAUCGUGCUGAGUUGAUGAAAUUACCUAUGAUUCCUCCUCCUUCGUCAGCUUCCAAAAAGAAAUGUGAGAAAGGUGGCAAACUGUUGUGCUGUGAGUCGUGCCCAGCUUCCUUCCACCCCGAGUGUCUGAGCAUAGAAAUGCCUGAGGGCUGCUGGAAUUGCAAUGACUGUAAAGCUGGCAAGAAGCUGCGGUACAAGCAGAUCGUUUGGGUCAAGCUUGGGAAUUACAGGUGGUGGCCAGCAGAGAUCUGCAAUCCCAGGUCUGUGCCUCUCAACAUACAGGGCCUCAAACAUGAUAUCGGGGACUUCCCAGUAUUUUUCUUUGGUUCACAUGACUACUAUUGGGUACACCAGGGCAGAGUUUUCCCUUAUGUUGAAGGAGAUAAAAGCUUUGCUGAGGGGCAAACUAGUAUUAACAAGACCUUCAAGAAAGCACUUGAAGAAGCAGCAAAGCGUUUCCAGGAACUGAAAGCACAAAGAGAAAGCAAAGAGGCAUUGGAAAUUGAAAGGAAUUCAAGGAAGCCUCCACCCUAUAAACACAUUAAAUCCAACAAGGUGAUCGGGAAGGUGCAGAUCCAGGUUGCAGACCUGUCGGAGAUCCCGCGCUGUAACUGCAAGCCCUCAGAUGAGAACCCGUGUGGGCUGGAGUCAGAGUGCCUCAACAGGAUGCUGCAGUACGAGUGCCACCCUCAGGUGUGCCCAGCUGGAGAGCGCUGCCAGAACCAGUGCUUCACCAAGAGGCUCUACCCCGACGCUGAGAUCAUCAAAACCGAGCGCCGCGGUUGGGGCCUGCGCACCAAGAGGAGCAUCAAAAAGGGUGAAUUUGUGAAUGAAUACGUUGGGGAGCUGAUUGACGAGGAGGAGUGCCGGCUGCGGAUCAAACGUGCUCACGAGAACAGUGUCACCAAUUUUUAUAUGCUGACUGUAACUAAGGACCGAAUAAUAGAUGCUGGCCCAAAGGGGAACUACUCUCGUUUUAUGAACCAUAGUUGUAACCCAAACUGUGAAACACAGAAGUGGACAGUGAAUGGUGACAUUAGAGUUGGACUGUUUGCUCUUUGUGACAUUCCUGCAGGAAUGGAAUUAACAUUCAAUUACAACCUGGAUUGCCUGGGCAAUGGCAGGACCGAGUGUCACUGCGGAGCAGAAAACUGCAGCGGCUUCCUGGGAGUGCGGCCCAAGACAGCAUUUGCAUCGGCAAAUGAAGAGAAGGUGAAAAACGCAAAACUAAAGCAGAAGAAACGGAAAAUAAAAACAGAACAGAAGCAGAUGCAUGAAGAUAACUGUUUCCAGUGUGGAGAUGGGGGAGAGCUGGUCAUGUGUGAUAAGAAGGACUGUCCCAAAGCAUACCACCUCCUAUGCCUUAACCUGACUCAACCACCUUUUGGAAAGUGGGAGUGUCCAUGGCAUCAGUGUGACAUCUGUAGCAAUCCUGCCGUGUCCUUCUGUGAGUUUUGCCCCCACUCCUUCUGCAAGGAUCACGAGAAGGGAGCCCUGGUGCCGUCGGCGCUGGACGGCCGCCUCUGCUGCUCCGCCCACGACCCCAAAUCUCCUGUGGCACCCGAGUACUGGAGCAAGAUCAAGUGCAAAUUGGAAGCACAGAAUGCUGUGGAAGAGGCAAAGGAGUGAAUUUGGGUUAAAAACAAACACGGGAGGGGAGAAGAGGGGCAGCAGGCGAUGAACUCGGAGUUUGCAGCGCCACACUCGGCUUUGUCCUCGGAGCCGUGGCGUGUGAGCUGGAAUGGGACCAUUGAGCUGAGCGAGAAGGACCAGGCAGUGGUGUUUGGUUUUUAUUGUUUGGUCUUUCUUUUACCCUUGAAUGUGCUACAGCAGCUCUUACUGUUGGAAACCAGGAGCGUCUUGGCCUUUGAAGAAAACCGUAACACUUUUGACAGUGAAAAGAAUAUUCUGUUUAAAAUAAUGUUCUUUGAGUGUAGAAAGCAAAGCAUAGCCACAUAUUUAUUUAUUUAAUUUUGAAAGGGUGUUGAAGAUCUGGCUUUGAUCGGUCAUCGUGUCUUUAAAAACAAAACAGCGAAGCCAACGUAACUUUUGUGUCUAGUUUAUGGAAAGAGCAAAGCCUGUCCCCUCUGUAACACUGAGAUGCCAAACAGACAGGUGUGGGUGUCAGACCAGGUGGCUCUGCAAUGCCUCUGUUCCACUACUUAUUGGUAAAGGCAUUGGAGAAGGUAGGUUGUCUCUCAUGUUUACUUCUGAAUAUUAUUGUGAAGCUUUUCCUGUGAGAAAUCAGGUGUGUGACUUCUGGGAAGUGCUCGUAACACAAGGUCUGGCAGUGAGGAGGAAAUGCUCCAGAGCUGUCUUGGGUGUUUGCAGACAUGCAAAAAUUCAGAGUUUAAUUGCACAGUGGUCAUUCCUGUAUCCCACCUAUAUUUUGGAAACCCCUCCCAGCCUCAGUCAGAGCUGAAGGCAGCCCUGCCAGUGGCUUCCUCACCUGGUUUGGUGGCAGUUCCUGAGUGAUUCUUCAGUCCUGCCUUCUCAGGCUCCCCUUGGCUUCAGGGAGACUUGGCCACGUGAGGGACCUGACCCAUGUGCAUGUUGGUUUUAAUGGAGUGUUAAUAUUUUUUUGUUGAGAGAGAGAGAUCUUCUAACUUUAAUCUUCAUUGUUAAUGGAGCUGAGGAACAUCUCAGCACUUCCUCAAUGAACAGGGUAUUUUGUGUCUGGGUAAGGGGCCAUAUCCCAGCAGCCAGCUGAUGCCUCAGGAGAUGAUUCUGUCUUGAAUUUCCUCUGUUAAUCAGAGAGACAGACUCCUUCAGUGAGGCUUUCAAGGUGGCUUAGGUUGCCUCUUGCUCCAGAAUUUUUUUAGAAAACCUCUAUUCCUCCAUUUUUUUUGUGCAAGGAGCCACAGGGCACUGGUGUCCCCAGUUAGUUUUGGUGACUCUUCCCCCUCAGCCCACAAUCUCACCAAGCACUGUCCCCUCCCCUGCCCUGGUACAGUGACUACUUCUGCCUUGUGUACUGAUAACAGCUACUCCCUGCCAGCCUCUGCUCGUGGGUACUGAAAAUAAUCAAAUCUUGCUGGCAUCUGAGCCUUGGAAUUAAGAACCUUGUCUCUGGAAAACUGCUGACACAAACCUGUGGGAACACAGAGACUUCUCAGAUCAAGGAAAAAAAAAAUCUGUGUGGAAUUUAGACCGUGUCUUGCCUCUGCCUGGUGUCCUCCUCAUCCUCACACUGGUGUGCAGGGGGAGUUUUUUGUGUGUGCAAUCAGUGAUGGAUACACUACAGUCCCUGAGCAGCUGCCCACAGCUCCCCUGGGGUGCCAGACCUGGGCCAGCAGCUUUGGGACCCCUAAAGCACUUCCUGCUGUGGGCCAUGCUCCAGCCAGGCUCCAACACUAACCCUGCUGGAUUUUGGUAUUUUUAAAGAAAAAAAAAAUAAGGUACAAAAAGGAUUUUAUUUUUCUUAACGUUUUGUGUGAGAAAUGUCUCUUUUUAUGCUCUUAUUGAGGAUGUUUAACCUUCUCAGAAAUUCCAAACACAGCUCUUGCUACCACGUCUGUAAGGCCUGAGGUGUUCACUUUAUAUUCUUUGUUAGGCUUGAUAAUGUUCAGUGAUUUUCUCUGAAGUCAGAGCAUCUGAUUGCAGCUAUCAGCUGAUAUAUUUUAUAUAUAUAUAUGUAUAAAAAUAUGUAUAUAUAUAUCAGAUAUGUUGCUGGUACUGUGCUGCUGUGUGAGUGCCCCAGCCUGCUCCAUUUAUUGUGUCCGUGGUGACCUGCUGAGCAGAGGGACGUGGUGUGGCAGCACCAGGACACCUUGGGAGCAUUGGACAGGAGCACAAACUGGCAGUGGCCACCCUGGCAGUGCCACAGUGCUGUGCCAGGGCACAGAAGGCUUUAAACUCCUCAAAUGCUGUGAUGGGAGGCUGCUGCUCCUCCUGUGCCACUCCAUGUCUUGGCUCACUUUGUGUUCAGACUUCUUAAAGAUGCUUCGUUUUCCACCAAAAAGUGAUUCAUAGCAGCUGGGCUUGGACUCAGGGGGGAAAACAGGAGAGGUUGUUUAGUUUGUGAACAAAACUCUGAACUGAAGAGAAGGUGAGUCUUUCAAAAAGCUUUAACAUUGAGAACAACCCAGUUCAGAGGAUCUUGGUGACUGUUGUGAGUGCCAGGUUCAGAUGCUAAAAUGUGCAUUUUAACCACAUCUUUGUAAGCUGAGUAACCAGAAUGCAGUUGCUUAGUGCAGCUCCUUUGUAAGGAAAAGAUUGCACAGCUGUUCUGAUGGAUUGGCUUCAGCAGAGUGGGAGGCAGCUGCUGAAUUCAUUUGUGUGGGCUCCAAAAUAAGGAAUCUUGGGUAGUUGGGUCAUUUCAUGCUGAGACCUAGGGGAAAUCCACAGAACUGGUAAUUUUGGUGGAGAAUUACAGUGUGCUGUCCCAGCACAUCGUUUUUCCUUCAUGGGAACACAUUGACACGUUUUUCACCUAUUUUCUUGUUACAUUUUUGGGGUGGCCCCACACUUGUGGUGACCUCCUGCCUCCAUCUCUGGCACCUGGGCAUUGCCCUGCCCAGGGAACAGGGUUUGUGGUUUAUUGGAGCUUCUCCUCUGCAGCUGCACCUGUGGCCAGAUGCAUUUAGAAGCAAAAUUCCACAAUUCUGUGAUUCCAGUGGUGCAGGGGCUGGUUCCACCAUUCCUGAACACAUUAUCUGUUGUAACUGUCAGAUUAUUGUAUAGAUUGUCCUGUCCAUAGGCUGUUGAAGCUCAGGAAGGAAAUUUUGUGGGCAAAUCACCUUCUCUGGUCACCACAUGGUCUUGGAGAAUCAGUUCAAAUGGAGUAAUAGGGCUGGAAUGUGGAUUUUUGGCCUUUCUUCUUAAAAAAACCCUUCUUUUAUCUUAAUUUCAGGAUAGAAUGGGAAAGACACAAUUACUAGACAUAACUAUCAAUGAGCAUAAAAUCUGUAUAUAUUGAAACUUUACAGAAUUAUGUGGGAGGGGAAGGGGGGAGGGUGGGAUGGGGGUGUCCGACGCUGGUACGGAGAAGUCACUUUAACAUGGAAACCUCUGCCUCAUUGAAUUCAGGGUUUAAUGUACUUGAAGCUCUGCAGUUCCUUUUACAGCUUUUUUUAUUUAUACAUGAUCUUUUGGUUUUUUUUUUUUUUUUUGUAUAUUGCAUUGAAAAAUGUCCUUGACUUCCCCCCAAAUUCCUUCCUGCUCCUGCUGUGCAGUGGAUCCAUGGCAAACAGGAGGGUUUGGGAGGUUUGUGCUCACCAGGUGUUGCGUGGGAGACGUUGACCUUGGAGCAGUGCUGUCCCUUUGCUUCCCAUCCCCAUCAGCUUUCCCCACCAUUUCUCUUUGUGUAGCAAAAACAUUUGCACUUAAGAUACACUCCUACACGUUGGAUGUAUUCCCAGUGUUGUUCUGAGGGAAAAAGGAGGAAGAGAAAAAGGCAAAACCAGGAAGAAAA
This is a messenger RNA of Zonotrichia albicollis (white-throated sparrow), 8513 nucleotides long. The record is from RefSeq and is a predicted model, not a curated record. NCBI's taxonomy places the organism in Eukaryota, Metazoa, Chordata, Aves, Passeriformes, Passerellidae.